This is a messenger RNA of Theileria annulata, 4131 nucleotides long. RefSeq lists its product as uncharacterized. Lineage: Eukaryota; Apicomplexa; Aconoidasida; Piroplasmida; Theileriidae. The transcript is spliced from 2 exons. The record is from RefSeq and is a predicted model, not a curated record. The coding region runs from base 1 to 4131 and encodes 1376 amino acids.
AUGGGAAAAGUUUCUAUUAUCGCAUCAUUAGUCGUUGGAUUUGUAGCUAUCUCAAUCAUCUGUUUGUCUGUUGGAUUGAUUUAUAGGAAUAAAAAGGCUAAAGUUGAUACUCCUAGCACUGAAAUUAUUUGGUCCUUCCACUUAGAAAAUGAUUCUGACUUGAAACUUAAAGGCAAUCUCGAUGUUAUUGACGUAAACAUUCUUAAAACAGAGAACUAUUCCGUGGGCACAUAUAAUGCUAAUGUUAAUAGCAUUGAGCAUGAAUUUCCUACAGCCAAACUCACUGGAUGGACUCACACAUAUCAACAACCUCUCAUGAUACAGAAAUUUGUUGUUGAAUCCAAUGAGGUCAACUUUUUAAAAGUUGAACCUAUUUCUGGUUUCACGGUUUUCAAUAAUCAAGAUUCAGGUGACUUCGUAACAAUUUGGCAUGAUGAAGACUUUCAUCACUAUUCUCCCAAGGGACAACUUCUAUCAAUAGGUCCAUUCCCAUUUGCAAAUGGAGAUGAUUCAAUCAAUCCAAAUGAUCUAGAAAUACCUACAAAAAUUUCUAAACCUGAAUCAGAAGUUGAUUCUACUGAUACUGAACUUGAUUCGGAUUUGGAUGCUACCUACAUGAUUAAAGAACCUGAAGUUGAACCUACUAUUGAACUUGAUUCGGAUUUGGAUGCUACCUACAUGAUUAAAGAACCUGAACCUAAACCACUUCUCAAUAAUAUGUAUCCAGAUGUAUUAACAACUGGUUGGACUCUUGAUGAAUUGGAUAAAUCUAAAAAACCUGAUGAUGUUAGUUUUGAUACUGCUGCUGGAUUUCCUUCUGGUUGGCAUGAUAAUAGUGAUAUAGUUGAACAUAAACCUGAACCUAAACCACAAACUAAACCUGAACCUAAACCACUUCUCAAUAAUCUGUAUCCAGAUGUAUUAACAACUGGUUGGACUCUUGAUGAAUUAGAUAAAUCUAAAAAACCUGAACCUAAACCACUUCUCAAUAAUAUGUAUCCAGAUGUAUUAACAACUGGAUGGACUCUUGAUGAAUUAGAUAAAUCUAAAAAACCUGAACCUAAACCUGAUGAUGUUAGUUUUGAUACUGCUGCUGGAUUUCCUUCUGGUUGGCAUGAUAAUAGUGAUAUAGUUGAACAUAAACCUGAACCUAAACCACAAACUAAACCUGAACCUAAACCACUUCUCAAUAAUCUGUAUCCAGAUGUAUUAACAACUGGUUGGACUCUUGAUGAAUUAGAUAAAUCUAAAAAACCUGAACCUAAACCACUUCUCAAUAAUAUGUAUCCAGAUGUAUUAACAACUGGUUGGACUCUUGAUGAAUUAGAUAAAUCUAAAAAACCUGAACCUAAACCUGAAGAUGUUAGUUUUGAUACUGCUGCUGGAUUUCCUUCUGGAUGGCAUGAUAAUAGUGAUAUAGUUGAACAUAAACCUGAACCUAAACCACUUCUCAAUAAUAUGUAUCCAGAUGUAUUAACAACUGGUUGGACUCUUGAUGAAUUAGAUAAAUCUAAAAAACCUGAACCUAAACCUGAUGAUGUUAGUUUUGAUACUGCUAAUGGAUUUCCUUCUGGAUGGCAUGAUAAUAGUGAUAUAGUUGAACAUAAACCUGAACCUAAACCUGAAGAUGUUAGUUUUGAUACUGCUAGUGGAUUUCCUUCUGGAUGGCAUGAUAAUAGUGAUAUAGUUGAACAUAAACCUGAACCUAAACCACUUCUCAAUAAUCUGUAUCCAGAUGUAUUAACAACUGGAUGGACUCUUGAUGAAUUAGAUAAAUCUAAAAAACCUGAACCUAAACCACUUCUCAAUAAUAUGUAUCCAGAUGUAUUAACAACUGGAUGGACUCUUGAUGAAUUAGAUAAAUCUAAAAAACCUGAACCUAAACCACUUCUCAAUAAUAUGUAUCCAGAUGUAUUAACAACUGGAUGGGAUGCUAACUACAUGAUUAAAGAACCUGAACAAGAAACUUUCGUCAAUAUUCUCCCUGAAAUGAAUCUCACUAAAGAAGAUUUAGUUUUUGAUCUUUCAGCUAUUACUCUUGCUACUGAGGAAACUCCUUAUAAGAUUAUACAAGGAAAUGAUGAAUUGAAUAUUAAGAAGCACAAGGUUGAUGAUGUUUUUAAGAAGUACAGCUGUUCAGUCACUAACGACAGGACAUUUAAACCUCAUAUUAGGCAUUUCCUCUCUAAUUUCGAACUCGAUUGUGAAAACGUUUCUGAACUUGAGCUUUAUGUUGGUGAAUACGACGAACCAUUGUGUAUUAGAUUAAAAGAUCAGACUGGAUUUAAGACCUAUGUCCAUAAAGGAAACAACAAAUGGGAAUCCAUUAAUGUUCAAGAGUUGAAUACAAAUAUUCUUGAUGAACACUACCUUUUGCUAAGGGAUGAUAUUACAAUGAUUGAUUUUUCCAAAAAAUCAGGGAAUUACAAAUUUGGUAAGUAUAAGGUAUAUGUGACUGAACCUAGUUCAUCUCUACCAGAAUCUGACCCUAGUUCAUCCGAUACAAAUCUAUACCCUGGAUUCAAAGCAUAUAUUCACACUAUUUAUAAUGAUACUGGUAGCACCGUUGACUUCGCCAGUGUCAGGGUCCACAGGUUCAAAUAUGGAAGGGACUCUCUUACUGGGUUUAUGCGUCAUUUCUUAAUACGUAAAUUAUUUGUUUAUUUCUGGGAGCCGGAAUCAGCAAAACCAAUUUAUAUAAGGAUGUUUGCACAUCUUGGUUUCUUAAACUACUUUGGUUAUCCUCAUUACAAUCUACAAACAGACACUUCUAUGUUCACUUAUUACUUAACACUUGCUAACUUUGAAGUGAAUAAUGUUCUGGCUAUCAAUCUAGCAAGACAUGAUCCAUACGAUUUUGAAGGUGGUAUUUCAAGUUAUCAAACCCGAAAUCAAUUAACAGUGAAACGUCAGGAGGAUUAUCCUCUUAAGCCUUUCAGGAGAUGUGUUCAUACCCUUACUGUAGAUGGUGUUAAUAAACCAUUUAGCAUUUUAAAGUUUAUCAACGAACCUAACCUGAGUGUAGACCAAACCAAAGUUUCGUCAUUGGAAGCAUAUUAUCACAAUAAACAUUUGACUAAACCACUUUUGGUCAUUUUGAAUGGAUCAGUAAGACAGAAAUUUUAUAAGCUCGAGAAUAAUGGUUAUGUUUCUAUGGAUAACCUUAUUGUUGAUUUAAAAAACACCUUGAAAUAUUUGGUAUAUCAUAAUUACAAAUAUCUUAAAAUUGAUGUUUCAAAAAUGACCAAUUAUCAUUACACAGGAGAAUCAACUACAUCUUCAUUACCAGAUGCCGAUAUUAUGGUAUCCGUCGAUGAGGUCCAACUGAGUGAAUUCUUUAAGUUUACUCACAGUCUUAGGCUAGACGGUAUUCAAUCUAAAUUUAGAUUAAUUGCAUUGGAUGGUGCUGAUAUUACUUUUGAUGAUCCAGAAUUAACAAGUGUAGAUUCUUACUUUCUUACCAAAGAUAAGCUCAUUCCCUUAAUCGUUGUUCUUAGAGGUGCCGUGGAUGUUGCUUAUGUUUAUAAAAGAAAAAGAUACCUUAGAGAGUCAAUUAACACCUCUAAUCCAUUGGAUGUUUUGAGAAGACUAGCACAUCAGAAUUUUGAUUCACUUUAUUUGAAGUUAGAUCAAACUUCUAGUUACUAUGACAAACAACAGGAUGGGUUUAGUGUAACUGUCUCUAAUGGAGAUACAUCUCAUCAAGGGUAUACACAUUAUGUUCACACAUUUGAAACCCCCAAUGAGCCACAUAAAAAAUACAACAAUGUAAUAUUUCUCAAUGCGAAAAAUUACUUUCAUCUUAAAAUAGAUGAAAGUCAUUAUGUAAAAGCAAACGUCUAUAUUGAUAAUAAUAAGUUUCCAUCCAUUGUCUCACUUAUUGAUGACAAAGGAACUGGUUGUCAUUUCAUUUUCCAAAAUAAUGUUUAUAAAAAGGCAAAGGAAGAAAAUGUAAAUACAAAACUUUCCUCUGGUUUAACCAUUCCAGUGGACUGUUUAAAUUUGAUUACCAUGAACCUUAAAUCUAAUCCGACUUCAAUAUUUUUCAGAUUUCAUCAGUCAAUUAAUGUAAAGAAUUUUAAAUUUUAUAAUAAAGAUUUGUACAAUAUGUACAUUGAUUCUUUCAGUUAA